This is a messenger RNA of Passer montanus (Eurasian tree sparrow), 7211 nucleotides long. It is a transcript of the gene BRD3, whose product is annotated as bromodomain containing 3. Bases 605 to 2773 code for a protein of 722 amino acids. Gene Ontology annotation, biological process: chromatin remodeling; regulation of DNA-templated transcription. The record is from RefSeq and is a predicted model, not a curated record. Gene Ontology annotation, cellular component: chromatin; nucleus. The transcript has 13 exons. Lineage: Eukaryota; Metazoa; Chordata; Aves; Passeriformes; Passeridae.
GAGGGCGCGGGGGGCCGGGGGGGACCCGCCGGCUUCUGGGACUUGUAGUGCGGGCUGCGGCCGCCGCUUCUCGCCCGGCCCGGGCCGGGACUACGGUGCCCACAUGGCCUUGCGGCCCGGCGCAUGAGCGCUCGGGCGCUGUAGCGCAUCUAUUAUACUGCCUUGCCGAGGAUAAAAAGAAGAGCAACUGGAGGGACUGUAAGGCAAACGUUGCUGGAGCUGCCGGGGCAAAGUGAUAAGUCUGCAAAACCCUCUAUGGUGAGGUGCUGAGCCACAGAAACCUUGCAGCUCAGUGAGAGGGGAGAGCUGCUGAGCACUCUGCAGGAUCAGGCUUGAAGUGGUUCCUGAAUCCCAGAGGACUGGGCUGCUGGCUGUGCUGUGGUUUGCACUGCACUUCCAGUGUGCCCUCAGCCACAUUCCUGCCUCCCCGAGCUCUCCUGCCCCUCGUCCUGCUCCUGACACGUUGAGAGCAUGGAUGUUUGCUCUAGGUUGUAUGGUUGCACCCUGGAAAUGGGAUGUCAGUCCCAUUCAGGGAGCAUAAAGGAAGAAAGAAAAUCUCCCCGUUGCUGCCGCAGUGACAGCGAGUGAGAGCCCGGGCAGGAAGAUGUCGGCGGUCGCCUCAGCGAUCCAGGCUCCUCAGGGCCCUGUGAAUCCGCCCCCUCCAGAGGUGACAAAUCCCAACAAACCCGGCCGAAAGACCAACCAGCUGCAAUAUAUGCAAAAUGUUGUGGUGAAGACCUUGUGGAAGCAUCAGUUUGCUUGGCCUUUCUACCAGCCUGUUGAUGCAAUUAAACUGAAUUUGCCGGAUUAUCACAAAAUAAUAAAAAACCCCAUGGACAUGGGGACGAUCAAGAAGCGCCUGGAACACAACUAUUACUGGAGUGCCAGUGAAUGUAUGCAGGAUUUCAACACCAUGUUUACAAACUGUUACAUUUAUAACAAGCCCACAGAUGACAUUGUCCUCAUGGCUCAAGCCCUGGAGAAGAUAUUUCUGCAGAAGGUUGCCCAGAUGCCUCAGGAGGAGGUGGAAUUGCUACCCCCAGUUCCUAAAGGCAAAGGUCGCAAGCCCUCAGCGGGCACACAGAGCACAGGAGCUCAGCAAGCCGUGGCCGUGUCUUCCGUGUCCCCGCCGGCCCCGUUCCAGAACGUCCCUCCAGCCGUGUCUCAGACGCCCGUCAUCGCUGCCACCCCCGUGCCAACCAUCACCGCCAAUGUCCCGCCUGUCGCCGCCCCUGCCGCCGCCGUCCCGCCCCCGCCCGCCGCUCCGAUCAUGCCCGUGGUGCCUCCCACGCCCCCGGUCGUCAAGAAAAAGGGAGUGAAGCGGAAAGCAGACACCACCACGCCCACCACGUCUGCCAUCACUGCCAGCAGGAGCGAGUCCCCCACGCCGCUGUCGGACCCCAAACAGGCCAAAAUCAUCGCGCGCAGGGAGAGCGGCGGCCGCCCCAUCAAGCCACCAAAGAAGGACCUGGAGGAUGGAGAGGUCCCUCAGCACGCAGGGAAGAAGGGCAAACUCUCUGAGCACCUCAAGUACUGUGACAGCAUCCUCAAGGAGAUGCUCUCCAAGAAGCACGCAGCCUAUGCGUGGCCCUUUUACAAGCCCGUGGAUGCAGAGGCCUUGGAAUUACAUGACUAUCACGACAUUAUCAAACACCCCAUGGAUCUCAGUACUGUGAAAAAGAAAAUGGACAGUCGGGAAUACCAGGAUGCACAAGGUUUUGCAGCAGAUAUUCGGUUAAUGUUCUCUAAUUGUUACAAGUACAAUCCUCCAGACCACGAGGUGGUGGCCAUGGCAAGGAAGCUCCAGGAUGUCUUUGAGAUGAGGUUUGCAAAAAUGCCCGAUGAGCCUGCAGAGGCCCCCCCUCCACCUCCCCCAACAGCCCCAGUGGUGAGCAAAAGCACAGAGAGCAGCCACAGCAGCGAGGAGAGCUCCUCAGACUCCGACAGCUCCGACUCCGAGGAGGAGCGGGCGACUCGGCUGGCCGAGCUCCAGGAGCAGCUGAAAGCCGUCCAUGAGCAGCUGGCUGCACUGUCCCAAGCGCCAGUGAACAAACCAAAGAAAAAAAAAGAGAAGAAGGAGAAAGAGAAGAAAAAGAAAGAUAAAGAGAAGGAAAAAGAAAAGCACAAAGUCAAAGCUGAGGAGGAGAAGAAACCCAAGGUGGCUCAACCACCAAAACAAGCCCAACAGAAGAAAGCCCCAGCUAAGAAAGCGAACAGCACAACCACAGCUAACAGGCAGCCCAAGAAAGGAGGCAAACAGGCAUCUGCAACCUACGACUCGGAUGAGGAGGAGGAAGGGCUGCCCAUGACCUAUGACGAGAAGCGACAGCUCAGCCUGGACAUCAACCGCCUGCCCGGGGAGAAGCUGGGCAGGGUGGUUCACAUCAUCCAGUCCAGGGAACCUUCCCUCAGAGACUCCAAUCCCGACGAGAUUGAAAUAGAUUUUGAAACUUUGAAGCCCACAACGUUACGAGAACUGGAGAGAUACGUGAAAUCUUGUUUACAGAAAAAACAAAGGAAACCGUUUUCUGCCAGUGGCAAAAAGCAAGCAGCAAAGUCAAAAGAAGAGUUAGCUCAGGAAAAGAAGAAAGAACUAGAAAAACGGUUACAGGACGUCAGUGGGCAGCUAAACAACAACAAGAAGCCUGCAAAGAAAGAGAAAUCCGGCUCCACUCCCUCCGGAGGCCCCUCCCGGCUCAGCAGCAGCUCCUCCUCCGAGUCGGGGAGCAGCAGCUCCAGCGGCUCCAGCUCGGACAGCAGCGACUCGGAAUGAGCGCGGACACACGGACACAACCCCCAAACGGACACCCCCUCCUGCCCCUGCUCUGCAGAGUCCCCUCCCCUCCUUCCCCCUGCUCACGGUGGUCAGGUUUUAACCCCUCUUCUCUUUUCUCUGACUUGUUUUUUAUUUUAUUUUUUAACUCAGUGUUACAAAAGGUAUUUUCUUUUUUUUUUGGGGGGGGGGGAGGGGGCUCUUUUUAAUAGGUCAAAGAUCUUUGAGUGUGUGUGUGUGACUAGACUUUAUGACAAAUAGUUCUCUUUGCAUAAAGUCUCUAAAAUUUACAUUUAUCUGGAGAAAAUUGGUCGAAAAUGGAAGAACUUUGAGCUCUUAGCAGGAGAUAAAUAGAAAAUUCUGCAAGGUUUGUAGUACAUUUCCCUCCCAGCCCUUCCCUCUCCCCAGAAUAUUCUCUUUUAAUAAGCCUGCCUGGCUCACACAAGGUAAAAACCAUCUUUUUUUAAAGAAAUCUCUGUAAAAUGGUACUGUAUCUGAAAGAUGUUAGCUUUUGAACUAGUUGGUGUAUUUGUUAUUAGCACUAGUAUUCUUAAUCUCCAAGUCUACAGUGUGAUGAAAAUGUCAGAUGCUAUCAUCUUUUUACAUAAAAACAACAAAAAAAAUCCAAAAAAAUUCUCAUGUACUGUGGAUUGCUAACAUGCUUUUUUUUAAUCUUGGUAGAGGCAUAGGCACCUGUUCAGGAAGGUCUUGAAGCAUGAAUUUAACUUUUAAGCACACGAGCAAUAGAAGUGGUUGCAUUUCUUGGUUUUCCACUCAAAGGCUUCACUUUUCCUGGGGAUUCAUUGGGAAGAAGGGAGCAGGGACACCCUCAGGUUUCUUGGGAAUGUUAUUUUUACCAUGAAAUAGAUCAUUUCCAGGAAAUGGGACGCUCUCUAUGAAAGCUGUCAUGGAGCUGACAGGAGUUUUUUUGGCUGGGAGUUGCCAGCUGGAGCCUGGAGUGACCCCUGAGGUGACCAGGACAAGUCAUGUGCCCAUGACUGGGCACAUCUUGGGCAAUUCCUCCAUGACAAACACCUCAGCCUGGGCUUAAAAUAAAGCAGCACUUGAGCUCCAGCUGAGGCUGAGCUGGCAGGGGAAGUGGAGAGGGGUUUUGUGUGUGUUUGGGCUUUUUGCUUUUGAGUUUGCUUUGGUUUUCUCCCUUCUCCUCAUCAUUCUGGUAGUGAGCUCCUGGGAAGGGGGAUGCUCCUCCUGUGUCAGGCAGGGCUCAAGUUCCAGGCACUGAAAUGUUUUACCUCAGUGAAAAGAAGAAAGAGGGGAGGGAGAAUUUUUUAAAAAGCAAAUUUUUUUAAAGCUUGCUGUUUUUUUCAGUCCAGCCUAACAUUUUGACCUGCACUGCUGCAAUGCACCCUGGUUUCAGUGUCCCUAAUUUCAUGUACAUACCAUGACUUUAUUUAUUAAACACCAUUGGUCGUUUAAAAUGUAAUAAAACCUAACAAAAGCAAAGCUGGGGUUUUGCAGGCCAGCAGACAGGAAGAUUUUUAAUGAGAUUUGAACCAGAUUUAAAAAACAAACAACAAAGCAAAUAAAAAUCCACAACUUUAUUUAUAUACCUUGGACUUUCUACCUACAGGUGCUACAGUCCAGUCUCUCGUGUGUCUGGUGCUCUGUCAUGUUUGGUGUGUUCAUUUUUAGAUUUUUUUUCCUCCACUUUUCACCCCAGACCCCUUUUUUCCUGUUUUGUACAGAUUUUGGAGACAUAUACUUCAAUACAGUUUUAUUUUCUCAGUGGUCUUUUUUCCUCCCCUCUUAUUUUGUUUUGGUAGAACAAUGGGGGUUUGAUCCUUUUCUAAUCUAAUUUUAGGAAAACACCAGUUCUACAAUUAUAUCAAAUUUGUAAUCUGAGGGGCAGAAGUUUUAUUGUAAAUUAUUUUUCUUAUAAAGAAAAAAAAUAUACAGAAUUUAACAGAAAGUUCUGCCUUUCCAUCUCCAGCACCAGCCCCUAAAACUGCCUCUCCCCUGUGGGGUAGCCCUAAAUUUCACCUUCUGUGCUCUCCCAGAAGCACAGAAUCAUGAUUUUUCUUUUCCAUUAACAAUGGAGUUCAGUUCUGAUAUUUUUUUUUUAAGUUCUACCCUUACAAAACCUUCCCCUAAACAGAUCCCUGGUAAUAUAUUUUCAGAAUUUACUAUGAGGAAAUGUAAUAUUCACCUGAUUAAGAGCUUGGGUUUCUUUUUAACGGGGUUGGGUUUCACCUGUGUUUCUCCUGUUGCCUGCGACUUGAAUGACCAAAACCAAGGAAUAUUUUAAGGAAUAAUUGCAACCAAUUCACUGCCAUGGCUUUUGGAUAAACAAACUCCCAGUUUUCCCUUCCUGAGACCUUUUCCUGUGUGCUUGACCCUGAGCUGUGGUGGUGGCUGCUGUGGGGAGGACAGACCGGAGGCGACAGCAUCACUGCCACAAAAAAUCCUGGGAAUUUCAGCUCUGGCACCGUCCUCUGACAGCAGGAACAGCCCCUGGAACACACAGACAUCCCUCAAGGAGCCACGGGGCUGCCCCACCAAAAUUAGCUGGGAAAGCUGGAGCCAGAGGCUGAGAGCCAGGUGUGAGGUGAUGGGAGAAGCGUGGCCUGAGGCUGCUCAGCGCUGGAGGAGGAUCCCUGCUGGAGCUGGAAAACCAUCCCAGCCUGGGGCUUUCCCAGGAAAACAACCUGCCAAGGCCACCACGGAACGAAAAGAAUCUGCUGCACAUCUCUGAUCCACCAGCUGCAACUUGGGCUUCCACUUAUUGGGAAACUCUGCGUGGAAAGUGAGGUGUUCCCAACAAAAUGGAGCAGGGAGAAAUCCAUUUUGGCAUGACUGAGGGAAGAAUUUGGUGACUCCUCCCUUCCAAAUGCUGUCCUUACACUUCUCCAUUCCCAGCUUGUUUGUAGUGCUCGUUAUCCCCACCAUGUCCAUGGGGGUGCCUCUUGUACAUCCUGAGUUUCUCCAGGAAAGAAAAGAUGUUUCCAGUCCAGAGUAAGAAAGAGCAGUCCUGAAUGAGUUGGGAACUGAAGCAACAGAGCAUUUAUUUAACUGGCUUUUAUUGCAUGACACGUCAGUCCAGAUGUCACAAAAUAACUUGGAAACGAUCAAACACACAACGUUUGAAGGACAUUUUUAAACUUAAGAAUAAAAAAAAAAAAGGAAAAAAAUUAAAUUUUUAUGGUAGAAUUUUUCUUGAAUGAACAAAGUUUAACUUUGUUUUCCAGGGGAAACUUCACUGAAAUCAGUAUGAUUUCAUAUGUAUGCAUACACACAGAGUUUUAUUGAAACUGCUUUUUUCGGACUAAUUCCUGUUUUGACAAAAUAUCUGACCAGACCUUUCUCAAUCAACCAGCAUUACUGCACCUUUUUAAAAACUUUGUGAACCUUUUCUCUGAUUGUAAACUCAGCCUGUCUCGUGGCUCAGUGGGACCAGAGGGAGAUUCCCCAUCCCAGCGACCGAAGGAGUCUCUCAGCUCUCUGCACACCAAAUGUGUCACCUCCACAACAAAAAAAACAACAAAACCAUUUUAAUUUUUGUACUGGUGUGGUUUGAACCUUGCCUACCCCAGGGUUUGCAAGUGUGGGAGGGAUGUUUCAGGGCUGUGUCACUGCUGGCAGGGUGGUGAGCCCCAAACACACACAAGCAUCAUUUCCCCCUGAGCUCUCUUCCCUCUUCCCUGUGUGGUAGCAGCAGUUACCUAACCUAGUUCUUUCUCUGCUUUGGGGAGCAGUUUUUAAUUUUGGGGUUUUUUUUUUCCUUGUUUUGAAAGGAAUGAUGUUUUUUUUAAAGCUGGGGUUGGAGCUGAGGGGAAGGGAUCGGGGCAUGACAAAGACGAACCACAACCUUUUUAGUACUGGAUUUAAAUUCUCAGUCUCUUCUCAACUGUGAGAGUUACCACUAGGGCUAACUGUGGGCAGGCUCUGCAUCAGUAAAGAGAAAUUUAGGAUUCCUUACACAGCAGCGUUAUCUUGCUUGAGCUGCAUUUUGUAAAGAAAAUGGUAUUUGCAUAUCUUUUUAAAAUGUCAUUUUUAAAAAAGAAAUUAAACCACCAGCUAGGAUUUGACACAGGCCACUUAGAACACAGCCCUGAUACUGGCAUAACCAAUCCAGAAAGAUUUGUUGUUGUAUUUUUUGUUUUGUUAUUUUGGGGUUUUUUUAAUAUUUAAAAGAAAAAAAGAAAUUGUUACUUUUCUGUAUGAUGUGCAUGCAAAUUUACCGUAACUCUUUUUCUUAAAACUUUUUAGUGCCAUUUCUAGUAUAUUCCUGUAAAUGUCAGUUAUUGAAAAGAAAUGAGUCAAUGUAAGUAGUUUAGCUUGUUUAUUGCAAAUUGCUGGCCUCAAACAAAACAGAAUUAAAAAAGAGUUAGAAAGUAAUCUUUGAUGUUACUGGUAAUCACGGACCCUGGUCCUGGGGCAUUCGUUUUGUUUUCAUAAUAAAAAGAAAAAUUGUUUGGUG